AUGGUCGCCCACGGCGCGGUGCUAGCCCUGAUCUCCAGCGCCCUUCUGGCCCGCGCCGCUCUGGCGCUGAGCCGCGCCGACGCCGCCGAGCGGCGCGCGGCGGACCCGGACGCGGAGUGGCCGUCGCGCCAGCUGCUGGCGGGGUCGCGGGCGGACUCUUCCGCGAAGGUGCUCGCCAGGGCCGCGCGGCUGACGGAGCAGGCGUGGAUGCGCAGCGGCCCGUCGCUGGAGCGCGACCUGAGGAACCAGUUCGUCUCGUCGGUGCACGUGGAGAGGAGGGUGCGCUCCAGGUGCGCUGCCGACCCCACGGGCUCGGGCGACUGCGCCUGGCAGCAGGAGGACUCGCUGCUGUGCGAGGCGCUGGAGCUCACCGGCCUGCGCGGGGAGCUGGGCAACUGGACGGUGCUCGAGCAGGCGACGCUCUCCGCGCUGUCGUCCGCGUGGGUGUACGGGGUCGACCCGGCCACGCGCGGGGCGAUGCUCGCCAGGUGGCGCACCAGCUCGCCACAGCCCCUGGAGCGCUCGGCGGAGGAGCAGCGCCUGCCCUACCGCGCCCUCGAGGCCCGGCUGCUGGGCUCGCCCCGCCUGCGCCGGCGCGCCGAGGAGGCCUGCGACGGUCUCGGGGAGAUCCACCCGGGGUGCCAGCCGGCCGCCACGCGCGCGCUGCUCUGUCAGGCCGUGGGCCAGGCGUCGGCCGUCUUGGUCGGGCUCGGGGAGCUGAGCGCGCGGCUCGAGGCCGCCGUGGUGCUCCAGGGCAGCGCUGCCGACGUCAUCGACAGCGGCCUGCUCGAGCGCCUGGGCGCCCGCACGCGGCAGCUGCUCCACCGCGCGUUCGCCUUCGACAUGGGGCGCUGGCUCCAGAGCGGCAGUGCCCCCUGGCGUGCGCUCAAGAACGAGUUCCUCUCCAACGCCGUGGCGAUGCAGGAGGCGAAGAGAUCGUGCCAGAGCCUCAGCGACCACGACUGCGUGCUGAGGCGCCUCGACCCGCUCCUCUGCGACCGGCUCCUCGGCGCCAGCAGCCUGGCCACCCCAGAGAUCGAGCGGGGCGUGCUGGCCGUGUUCGGCGCGACCCGCGAGAGGCUGCAGGAGGAGGAGCAGGUCGCGGCGCUGCAGGACCUCGGUCGAGACGACUACCUGCGGGCGGCGCACCAGUCGGCCAGCCGCGUGGUGGGCGCUGGGGACGGCCUCGGCCCACCAGUGGAGGAGGGCCCGCCGGCGGACGACGCCGCGGAGGCGCCGGAGGCGCCGCAGGGCCACGAGCGGGACGCGUCCAUCGACUGCGACGCCCGCAGCUUGCUCAUCGCCAAGUGGGAGGAGACCCGGGCGCUGCCGCAGCCGCAGUUCACGCGCCAGGAGGCCCCGCUCGAGGGCAUGUUGAGGCGGCUGCAGGCGACGGAGGUGGCCCGCAGCUUGACCGAGCACACGUGCCGGGACGCCGGCGAGGUGCUGCGCCCGGGGUGCUGGACGACCGCGCCGAGGCACCUCUUCUGCGAGGCGCUGGGGCAGACGGCGGCACGGGCCCACGGCACGGGCGGGCUGCUGCGGGCGAUGGGCCUGGGCGCGUGA
This is a messenger RNA of Prorocentrum cordatum, 1566 nucleotides long. The record is from the annotation of a GenBank genome assembly. NCBI's taxonomy places the organism in Eukaryota, Dinophyceae, Prorocentrales, Prorocentraceae.